This is a messenger RNA of Phalaenopsis equestris, 1243 nucleotides long. Its product is annotated as polyadenylate-binding protein RBP47-like. Gene Ontology annotation, molecular function: mRNA binding. Gene Ontology annotation, cellular component: cytosol. The record is from RefSeq and is a predicted model, not a curated record. Bases 24 to 1154 code for a protein of 376 amino acids. Lineage: Eukaryota; Viridiplantae; Streptophyta; Magnoliopsida; Asparagales; Orchidaceae. The transcript has 6 exons.
CGGCGGCGGCGAUUCAGCAACAGAUGAUGGGAGCUAUGGCGCAGCUUCCUAGGCAUUAUGGGUCUCGAUAUUUUCCUUACCUUCCGAUGCCAACUCCUGUACCGCCGGUAUAUGGCCAGUACGCUCCGCCGAUCGUGGCUGUUGGUGGAUUGGGGGCUCAUUCAGGGGAAGAGAACACGACGAUCUGGGUCGGAGAUCUCCAUUACUGGAUGGAUGAGAACUACCUCUAUGGCUGCUUCGGCCAUACCGGCGAGUUGAUUUCUAUAAAAGUUAUCAGAAAUAAGCAGACUGGACAGUCCGAGGGUUAUGGUUUUGUAGAAUUUUGUUCUCGUGCUGCAGCUGAGAAGGUACUGCAAACAUUCAAUGGCCAACUGAUGCCAAAUGCAGAUCACCCAUUUCGGUUAAAUUGGUCAUCUUUUAGCAUGGGUGAUAAGCGUUCAGAUGCUGCUUCUGAUCAUUCUAUAUUUGUGGGAGAUUUAGCACCUGAUGUUACAGAUACCUUGUUGCAAGAUACCUUUUCUAGCAAAUAUCCAUCAGUAAAAAGUGCCAAAGUUGUUAUUGAUGCAAGCACUGGACGCUCUAAAGGCUAUGGAUUUGUGAGAUUUGGGGAUGAUAGUGAGAAAACUAAUGCCAUGACUGAAAUGAAUGGUGUAUAUUGCUCCAGUAGACCCAUGCGCAUUGGUUUUGCAACUCCAAGAAAAUCAAGUGGUUUUGGUUCCAACGUUUCAUCUGCCCAAGUUUCUCAAUCUGAUGGAGAUUCAACAAAUACAACGGUAUUUGUUGGAGGGCUAGACCCUUGUGUCAGUGAAGAUGAAUUGAGGGAGAAUUUUUCUCAGUAUGGAGAUAUUGCUUCAGUAAAAAUUCCAGUUGGAAAACAAUGUGGUUUUGUGCAAUUUGUGCAUAGGAAUAAUGCUGAGGAAGCACUGCAGUCUUUAAAUGGAACUCUUAUUGGAAAGCAGGCGGUACGCUUAUCCUGGGGUCGCAACACAGCAAAUAAGCAGACACGAGCUGAUCGUAGUAGUACAUGGAAUGGUUUAUAUUAUGGCCCUCAAAUUUACUGUGGCUACGGGCUUCCCAUUCCUCAUAAUCCAAUGAUGUAUUUUGCACCAUAUGAAUCCUAUCCAAUUUUUGAGAAUCAACAACAGGUGAGCUAAAGGAUGCCAUCUACAGUACAUGAUCGAGUCCAAACAGGGACACACACUACUGACUUUUAGUUAAGAAUAGUAAAGCAGCAAUAUAGGAU